Messenger RNA from Xenopus tropicalis (tropical clawed frog), 2467 nucleotides. It is a transcript of the gene lrrc74b, whose product is annotated as leucine rich repeat containing 74B. The transcript is spliced from 13 exons. The record is from RefSeq and is a predicted model, not a curated record. The coding region runs from base 408 to 2000 and encodes 530 amino acids. Lineage: Eukaryota; Metazoa; Chordata; Amphibia; Anura; Pipidae.
GCUGGGCAGAAUCUGACUACUGAAUAACUGAACCAAGAAUGACAAGCUGAGCUUUACACAUCAUCUCCAUGACUACCAUACAACAAGCUAGGGAUUGUACCUAACUUGUAUGCUCAGUAGCCCAACCCAUCUGCCAAAUGAUUGGUUGCACAACUCAGUAGGGGGUUUUCACUGGCACCUUGCAAUGCCAUUCACAUAACUUGCUCAGCAGGCUUGGCUGCAUGCACAAAGCUAUCAGUAUAGAGACUCUGGGGUUUCCUUUGCUUUUAUUCAGAUUUAUACAUUGCCUUGCCUUAGUUCUUUAUAGUGCUGCCCUAGCCUUUCCACAGUGGAAAAGUUAAAAGAUCUGAUAUUUGUAGAUCUUAUAUAUCCAUUGUUAUAGGACAUUUUGAUGCGGAUACCGUAACAUGUUGUUAGGCAAGAGGUUUACCAAGGAUAUUGGCUCAAUGUUGCCUUCGGUGGAAGAGGCCAAGGAUGCAGAAGAGGAAGAGCAGGUGCAGCUAUGCCUAGGUGGGAUCCCUAGCAGGCCACCUAGCAGACCUCUGGCUCGCCUGAGCAGGGGAGGCGUGGAGAAUAAAAUUGUACCACGAUCUGCUAAAUCAAGACUUGAGCAUGACAGUGACGAACAUCAGAAUGCAGCUGAAUCUUAUGAACUAGAAGCAUCAGAGGAAAAGGCUCAGAAUAAUGUUACUGAAAAUAAUGUUGAUGAAGCAGAAGGAAAAGAGGAAAACUGGGACACAGAGUUAGAAGUAGAAGAAAUCAAGGAACAAUACGAUCCCACUGGAAAGGCCAAAUACUUGUCAGCAUGCCAGUUCUAUGGAGUUAUACCAGUUUCCUAUUUUUUACGCCACCUGCAAGAUCCAGAGCUUGUGAUGAGGCACCAUGGACUUGGUCCACAGGCUACUAAAGCACUGGCUGUUACGCUGGUCACCAAUACCAGGAUUGUAACUUUAGAUCUCAGUGAUAACUGGCUUGGAGGCGAAGGUGCUGCAGCAAUUGCAGAGAUGCUGAAGGAAAACUGCUACAUUUCAGAGAUUCACUUGGCCGAUAACAAACUUGGUGUGAAAGGUGCCAAAGCCCUAUCACAUAUGCUUGUGGAGAAUACAACCUUGCAAAAACUAAACCUGUCAGGAAAUGAAUUUUCUGAUGAAGCAGCUCAAUAUAUUUCAGAAGCCUUCAUGAGCAACCAAAAGGUGGAGUGCACGGACCUUAGCCAUAAUAUGUUUGGAGAGGGUUCAGGGGAGACGCUUGGUACUGCAAUUGCCGAAAACACAGGAAUGUUGGAGCUUAAUCUUAGCUGGAACAACUUUCGUGGAAAGGGAGCUGCUGCCAUAGCUAGAGGCCUAGGGGCUAACAUAUUUCUGAAAGCAAUUGAUCUCUCAUACAAUGGAUUUGGCAAUGAUGGGGCUGCAGCCCUAGGGGAAGCUUUGAAGGUUAACAAUGUGCUUGAAGACAUAAAUAUAAGCAACAAUCGAAUUUCAGUACAAGGAGCUGUUCGUUUUGCGAUGUGUCUCAAGGCAAACAAGACUUUGAGGAUACUGAAAAUAUCUAGGAAUCCAAUGCAGAGUGAAGGUUGUUUUGCUAUUCUUAAAGCAAUUCAAGCCAACUCUGAGUCUGCCAUGGAGUGUCUGGAUUUCUCUGAUAUUUUAGUGAAUAAAGAAUUUGAUGACUUGUACAAUACCAUGAAAGCAGCUUUGCCAAAUCUGUCUGUAAAGCAUGGGGGAAAUCCUGACAUGUUUAAAAAGCAGGUACCGAAGCUAGAUCCAAUGAAAAAAGUUAUUCAGUAUAUUAAAGAACACAACCUUCAGGUGGAUGAGCUAUCAAAAGUGCCAGAAGAAGAUAAGAGUCUACCCAUGACGUAUGAAGAGUUUCAGAAGAAUCUAACGGGUGCUGGAAUUGUUUUGCCACACAAUGAUUUGCAGCAGCUAAUAGACUUUCUUGACACAAAUAAGAGCAACAUGAUUGAUUUCAGUGUCUUUCAGAAAGGACUAUCUUCUUGACAAGAAACUAGAGAAGAACAAACAGACCUGCCUUGUGUUUCCCUUGAAAAUCGCCAGUUUUCCAGAUACAUUGUAACGCUGUUAACAAUAGCCUUGUUAACAAGGUUACGUCUGCCCAGAGAAUUGUGAAUUGUGCAUUGUCUAUACAAUAUUGUCUAUAUAUAUAUAUAUAUAUAUAUAUAUAUAUAUAUAUAUAUAGUCUGUACAAUAUUGUUCUGGGUAAAUAUGUGAAUUACAGAUUGGUGUGUAUGACGCAAAAAUGGACAAUGAAAACUGUAAAUGGAUACUCCUGUCUGUAAGACAUUGGUAUAUUUUAGCACCCAUUAUAAUAGCACCCAUAUAUAAUGGUAACCUGGAAAUCAUUGUGCUGUCUGGCUUGCAGCUACACAGUAAAGCACGGUCAUGGUUCAUACAGACAAAUAUGUUUUCAAUGACAAGAUUUUAAUAAAAAAUACUUUGUAACUGUA